This is a messenger RNA of Auanema sp. JU1783, 3036 nucleotides long. The record is from the annotation of a GenBank genome assembly. Lineage: Eukaryota; Metazoa; Nematoda; Chromadorea; Rhabditida; Rhabditidae.
AUGAAUGAGACUUCUGAAGACUCGCAGUUUCUAGAUCAGAGGGAAAUUAUCAUCCAGAAACUUGCCGCGUUUGACGAUCUUGACCGAUCAGGAAAAACAUUGUUGUCUCCUGUGACUAUCUUGGAAUAUGGCAGUUUCUUGAUCAAGAAUGAGUUGUUAUCACCUAAAACGGAGGUGUUGUAUCAGUUUUGCCGUUUAUUGAUUAUUUCUCUGGAUGGAACCAAAGAAACAAACAUUACCUCAGCUUUCCUUUCGAAGGAUACUAUAUCACAAACUAGUCAACUGGUGACUCAUAUCUUAUCUCUCAUACCUGAUUCGAUUUAUAAUGUUGAUACUUCCCGAGUCUCGGAAAUAAAAAAAUGGCAGCUAUUAAUUCAUUUCAUGCUAGUCUUUGGAUCGGCCACAACCUGGUCCUAUGUAAAAAAUGCCGUUCAAAUUCAAAUCAUACUCAACAGCAUGUGCCAAAAAAUGUCCAGCGUCCUGUAUACAGAAGCUAAUUAUAAUAAGAUGGCAAUCUCUUUGUUUGUGGCUUGCAAUGACUACCGACCAGUCAUCAGUGUUGAAGCGUUGAAUGCGUUAUUUUCUAUAAUUAUGAAGCCAUUCCGUGAGGAGGUAAACCAAGAAUUGUUGCCGAUUUUUAUCAAAAAGAUUCUCAUAUGCCCGGCCAUAACAUUACAUCUUUCUCAACCUAAUCUCAAAGCUUUCUCGAAUGGAAACUUGUUCGUAGAAACGCUUAUGAAACUUCGAGUUGAGCCGGAACUUUUUGAGAAUGUUGAACCUCAGCGUAAAAUCAACUUGAUGGGAAAUAUGAUUCAUCUGGGUUAUAUUAACCUAUCUACAAAGUUAACACAAGAAACUUUAUUGGAUUGGACUUGGUUCCUGGGUACGACAAUGGCUCAAUGUAUAGAAUUUUCUGUCAGACCUGGAACUAAAUCAAGUCACAACCAUUGGCAUCCUAUUUUCGGAAAUUACAAACUACCCAUUGAUCAAAAGACAGAGGGAGCAUUAAAAAAUGUUAUAAAGCAGCUAAGAUAUCUCUGGAGUAGUAGAGUGGUUACUGGAAUCUUUCAAAUAGCUUUCGAGAGUUCGGAGUCGUCAAAACCCAAGAAUGACUUGAACUCGUCAAAUGAGAUAAGUACGACCUUCUCGAAACUAUUCAAAAGAAUUGGUGGGGGUGGAGGCUCGAAUUUGGAAACUAGUGCGAUUCACGAAGAACCUCCAACAUUACCUGCUGUUGUUUGUUCUGUUUAUGUGUCAACUCUGUCGUGCAUGCCACACUUGAAAGGAGACAUUAUCUCAGGAAUGUGCCAUAGUGACCUUCUAUUGCAACAGUUAUGGGCUUAUCUUAAAAGAUGGGGUAGUCCUUACGCUGCUUCAUCUUCUGAGCCCGUCCCUUUAACGGCAGCGCUUAAGAUUCUCACACGUCCAAAUAGUACACAUGCCGCUCCUCUACAUCUCUUCGCUGAAGCUGCAUCUUCUGUCAUAUCAAUACUGGAUGAAGAGGAAAUGUAUGAUAAAGGUAUACCAUUCCCAACUUCGGAGUUACUUGGUAUAGCAAAGUUCUGUAAUUGGUUUUGUUUCAAAGCUAUAUGGCAAGGAAUAAUAAAUAAAGAGAAUGUUGAUCGAGGAGUUUUUGCAGCCAUUCACGGACUACUUCUGAUUCUCUAUGCUCGUGAUUGUCGUAAGGCAUUCACAUCGGAUCCUAAGUUUUGGCUUAGCCCCGAUAUCAAAAGCACUGCUUUGAUUUCCGAGUACGAAAAAAGAACACAACGAGGACUAUUGGUAAUGGAGAAAUUGAGUCAUUGUAUCCUUCUUAGAGAGAGGAUGUUGUUGUUUCGGAAGUUCAUAAGUGAAGAGAAAUGUAAUAUCGAAGGCCCUGCCUCUCUUAUAACUGUGGCUCGCAAUCGAAUUGUAGAAGAUGGGUAUCGUCAGCUAUCCAUGCUAUCUGAUAAAGCUAUGAAGAAUGUCAUUAGAGUUAAAUUUGUAAAUCAGCAGGGGCUCGAAGAAGCGGGUAUUGAUCAAGACGGUGUUUUUAAAGAGUUCUUAGAAAUGACUAUUAAGCACGUUUUCAACCCUUCUCUCAAUCUCUUCAUGAGUACGUCAUCUGGGGUUUUAUAUCCUUCGCUUACAUCUUUCGUACAUGAAGACCACAUUGAUUUGUUUCAAUUCAUUGGUAGAAUGUUGGGUAAAGCGGUAUUUGAAGGGAUAGUCGUAGAUGUACAACUUGCUCCUGUACUUCUAGCAGCAGUUUUGGGAGGACGUCGUCUCUGUGCGUUUGACGAACUUUAUCAACUAGAUCCUGAGCUAUAUAAAAAUUUGACGUUCGUGAAACGUUACGAGGGCGACAUAUCGGACUUGUCUCUUACUUUUUCUAUAAAUGAGGACUUGCUGGGGAAAGUAGUGACUACUGAUCUCAUACCAGGUGGAAGGACUAUAACGGUCACGAAUGAAAACAAAAUUGAUUAUAUUCAUCGUAUGGCGUAUCACCGUGUUUUUGGACAAACGAGGAAUCAGUGUAAAGCGUUUGUUAAUGGGAUUCAAUCCAUCUUAAGAACACAAUGGCUGUCCCUUUUUGCACCACAUGAGAUCCAGUAUCUUAUAAGUGGCCAAACGUGUGACAUCGAUAUUGCUGAUUUGAAAAAACAUGUGCAAUACUAUGGUGGUUUUCAUGGUAGUCAUCGCCUAAUUAAAUGGCUUUGGGACAUCGUGGAAAAUGAGUUUAGCGCGGAAGAGCGACGACUAUUCUUAAAAUUUGUUACUAGCUGUUCGAGGCCUCCGCUACUUGGUUUCUCAUAUUUGGAACCACCUUUCUCAAUUCGAUGUGUCGAAGUUUCCGAUGAUCAUGACACUGGCGAUACUUUGGGCAGUGUGGUGCGGGGAUUUCUAGCAUUGAGGAGGAGUCAGUCGGUUACAAGGCUGCCAACAGCUUCAACAUGCUUCAAUCUGUUAAAACUUCCAAAUUAUAACAAGAAAUCAGUAUUGCUGUCCAAGUUGCGAUAUGCGAUCCAUGCAGAGAGCGGCUUCGAACUGAGUUAA